CCGGGCUUUGCUAGCCCGGUGCUGCGGUUACAGAGGAGCAAAGCCGAGAGCAGCAGUUCCAAGAAUCUGUGGGCAGAAAAGUGAAGUAUACCCGCAACAGGUGGCGGCUGCUGCAGAGUGCGCUUGCCAGACCGGAUGGCGGUUGCGCACAGAAAGCUCAUGCAGAAAAGGCAAGUAGGGUCUCUUCUCUUUUUUGUGUGCAUAUCUGUGGGAAGUGCAGCAACCAUCCGCUACUCCGUGGCAGAAGAGAUGGAGAGCGGUUCGUUUGUGGCUAAUGUGGCUAAGGACCUGGGGCUGGAGGUAGGGAAGCUGGCUGCGCGCGGGGCGCGGCUGGUUUCCGAGGGCAACAAAGUGCACUUCCGGCUCCACCGCAAGACAGGGGAUCUGUUCGUGAAGGAGAAACUGGAUAGGGAGUCACUCUGUGGCAAAGCUGACCCGUGUGUUCUGCAUUUUGAAAUAGUCUUGGUGGAGCCACUGCAGUCCUUUCGUGUCGAGGUCAGGGUAUUUGAUAUCAAUGACAAUGCCCCGAUUUUCCUAAACAAGGAGCCGCUUUUAAAGAUUCCGGAGAGUACCCCCUUGGGUUCACGUUUUCCUCUGCAGAGUGCCCAGGAUCUGGACGUGGGCCUCAAUGGUCUCCAAAACUACACCUUAAGCCCCAACAAGUAUUUCCACCUGCAUACCCGCUUUCGCAGCCAUGGGCCCAAAUACGCUGAGCUGGUGCUGGAUAAGCCCCUGGACAGAGAGGAGCAGCCUGAAGUCAACUUGACAAUUACAGCGGUGGAUGGCGGGUCCCCUCCCAAAUCUGGCAUCGCUCACAUCCGUGUGGUCGUUCUGGACAUCAAUGACCACGUGCCUCAGUUCUCCAGAUUGGUGUACCGCGCUCAGGUACUAGAAAAUAGUGCCAAUGGUUCUUUGGUGGUCACUGUGAGUGCCACAGACCUGGAUGAGGGCUCCAACAAGGAUAUAACUUAUUCCUUAGCUCAAAACCCAGAAGCAAUUCUCCAGACGUUUCAGAUUGAUUCGCAGACUGGGGAUGUUCGACUAAGAGGGCCCCUAGAUUUUGAAGCAAUUGAAACAUAUGAUAUUGACAUUCAAGCCACCGAUGGAGGGGGCCUCUCUGCCCACAGCAAAGUCCUGGUGGAAGUGGUGGAUGUUAAUGACAAUCCUCCUGAAGUGACAAUCUCCUCUGUGUCCAGCCCUCUCCCUGAGGACUCCCCAUUAGAGACUGUAGUGGCCCUUUUCUCUAUCCGAGACCGGGACAUUCGAGUGGGAGGAAAAAUCAUCUGCUUCCUCAGAGAAGACCUUCCCUUUGCAGUCAAACCUACUUUCCGGAAUUCUUACUCUCUGGUUACUGACAGAGUCUUGGAUCGGGAAGAGGUCUCAGGCUACAAUAUCACCGUUGUUGCCAUGGAUACUGGGCCACCCAGUCUGUUCACAGAAACUGUGAUUGAGGUGCUAAUAUCUGACAUUAAUGACAAUCCCCCAAUAUUUCAGGAAGACUCAUACAUUUUGACUGUUCGAGAAAACAACAGCCCUGCAAUUUUUAUUGGCAAAGUUCAUGCUGAGGAUCUAGAUUUGGGUGAGAAUGCCCAAGUAACAUAUACUCUGCUUCCUCCAGAAAGUGGAGAUUUAUCAGUCUUUGCUUACAUCUCCAUAAAUUCAGACAAUGGGAAGCUCUAUGCACUGAGAACCAUGGAUUAUGAGGCCAUUCAAAAAUUUCAGUUUGUGGUAAAGGCAACUGAUGGGGGCUUCCUGUCACUGAGUAGCCAGGUUACUGUCAGAGUGGUUGUUCUGGAUGACAAUGACAACCGCCCAAUGAUCUUGUACCCACUGCAGAAUGGCACCUUGCCCUGCAAUGACCUAGUGCCCAGGUCUGCAGAGGCAGGCUACCUGGUGACCAAGGUAGUGGCUGUGGACGGUGACUCAGGUCAGAAUUCUUGGCUUUCAUAUCAUCUCCUUAAGGCUACUGACACUGGGUUAUUCUCUGUUCAACAACAAAAUGGGGAAAUCCGUACACUGCGGCAGAUAGCUGAAAGAGACCCCGUGGUUCAGAAACUUACAAUUCUUGUUCAGGAUCAUGGCCAACCAGCUCUUUCCACUACUGCCUCACUCAACAUUUUGCUGGUAGAUGGGUUUUCUGAGCCCUAUCUACAGUUUCGGGAUCCAUCCAAGCAUCCUACAAGGGUAAAUCCAUCCACUAAAUAUUUGGUCAUUUCUCUGGCUGUGCUUUCCUUUCUCUUUCUCCUCUCUGUCACAGUGAUCUUUGUUAUACACAUCUACCAGAAGGUUAAAUAUAGAGAAAAGUUCACAGUUCAAGAGCAUUUCUAUGAUGACUGUAAUUUCCCUAACAACUUGGUACAAGAAGGAGCCAAUGGAUCUUUAUCUCAGCCAUGUCCCUAUGAAAUGUGCUCGGCCACUGGCACUGGCAAUAGUGAGUUUCGGUUCCUUAAGCGCUUUAUGCCCAACUUCCCCUUCCCACAUGGCACUGGAGAGGCAAAAACAGAGGCUGGCUCCAGUUUACCCCCAGAUUCUGGUAGGAAUAGGUCUCGGGGGUCAGAGGGUGAUGGCCAAGUACCUGAUGACUAUAUGUAGUUCUUGCUCAGAAGCUAUAAGUAAUCAUUAUUCAUGUGUCCUCUGGAAGUUCAUUAGUUCUGGACCUGGAAAUGCUUAGUUCCACAGAGAUAGCCUGUUAUUUUGCCUUUAAAUUGUUUUCUAGUAGACAGUUAUGUAUGCAUGGGGAAGAAAACUAGCUUCUAGUUUUGAUACAUCAGGAAGCAGUUAGGUUUGAGAAACAGAUAUAUAGCUUAUCAUUACUCAGAAAUUUCUAGAUUUUUAUUCCUUAGUAAGUGGAGAUCAUCUUUGAAUCAUAAGGACACAAAUGCCUGGUGAAUGGUCCUCAUAGAUAAUAAGGUAAAAGGAAAGGUAAAGAAAAAAAAAAGAAUUGACUUAUUUGAGAAUGUGAGUAAGGGUAGAAAGACUAAAGAGAUUCAGUUCAGGAAUGUUCUCCAAAAUUAAGUUAGAUGGGAUUUCUUAAUGGUCGUUUAGGCCUUAGGCAAGCCGAAACCUCUCUUUGUAUACAGGUGUCUAUCCCUUACUUAUCAGAGAACAGUUAUUUGAAUGUGGAGAAUAAAAGGUAGAUGAGGGGAAAAAAAUCAGUAAGGCUUAUUGUCAUUAACAAAUGCUAUCAAAAUAAAAGAUAUUAAAGGAAAAAGUGAUAAUACCAAUUAAGUGGCCUUAAGAAAAGAUACAUUUUCAGAUAUUACCAGAUUGGAUUUUAGGCCAUUUUCGCUUCUGAGGAUUCUGAAGUGAUGUCAUGGAAACAGAAAAAAGGUACUUCCUAGCAAAUCAUUCAUAAAAUGAAAUGGAAUCAUGAAAGAAGUUAGGCUUUUUUUUGGAUUAUCAUGGUUUUGCCUUCAUAAGCUAUUUUAAUUUCUCUCAUUCUAAAAUAAAAAAAAACAAUAUUAAAAUGUUAACAUAUUUCAGUGAUGCUAACCAUACUAACUUGCCUUAAAAGUUUUUUUUAAAGUUUGCUUUAAUGACACUUUAAUCAUGUGCCUUAUUUUAUUUAAAUGUGUGUAAACUCAGACCCAUGAGGAUAUGUCCUGUACAGGAGAGCACAAUAUUUGUAACUGGAUUUCUUAGGGUACAGAAGUAUCUCUUAAAAUACUUCUUAAAUCAUAUUCAUUGAUAUAAGCUUAAUUCAUAGAAUUAUGACUGACUCCGAAUGGUACUAUCUGGCUGUCUACCUGGUGACCAAGAUAUACUAAAAUUUAGUAAUAAGUUAUUUUUAAAAUGUUAGAAAUGCUUAGGGCAGAACUGGUAUAACCUAUGUCUGCCUUCAGUAUUUUCCUUAAUAUUUUGAGAAUGGAUAAAUCAAAUGUGGAAUACCAAUGAAUUGUCUUUUUUAUUAAUAUUAACUGUUUUCCAUAAAUCAUGUUAUAAUCUGCUCAUUUGGAGUAAAGGUCUUUCUUGAACAAAACAUGGAAUAGUGUUUCAGUAUAUUUAGGUUAGGAUUGUUAAGGUAUGCUGAAAUCAGAGGCUUUAAGUGAGAAAGAAGAUAGAAUUCUUUUUUGGGUAAAUAGUAAUUAGUUAAAACAUUAUUAACUAAAAGCUUCUGGGUUAACUGCAUUUGAUUAAAUAAUUGUCAUGGAUUAACUGUAUUUGAUUACAUUUCAUGAUGUGACCAUAAUCAAUGGCAAGACUCUGGUUUGAUGGUAAGAAUAAGGAAAGAAAAUUGUAUAGAAUGGUGAUUUUAAGACUUUGAAUUUCAUUUUUUUUAAGUUUAUUUAUUUUGAGAGAGCGGGCAGAGAGAAAGGGAGAGAGAGAGAAUCUCAAGUAGGCUCCCCACCAUUAGCACAAUGCCUAACGUGGGGCUCGAACUCAUGAACUGUGAGAUCAUGACCUGAGUUGAAAUCCAGAGUCCACGCUUAACUGACUGAGCCACCCAGGUGCCCCUAAGACUUUGAAUUUCAAAUAGUAAAGUUCACAUACACGAAUACACAAAAUGGAUGGAAAAUGUAGAUUUGUCAACUUUUUCUUUUUCCAUGUAUGGAAAAAUAAUUAAAACGAAACAAGCACUAUUAAUUUGUAACAUUAUUUCACAAAGGAAAUGGCAUUUUAAUGUAAAAAUGAUAAUACAGUGAUCCAAUAAAGGAAACUGUCCUCUAAACUAAAAACGUCAUUUUAUGAAAAAUGUAUUAUGCCAUUAUUGGGCUCAUUUUUGCCUUAGACCAGUAAAACUUUUGCCAUUGACUUCAGAUUGACAACCACUGUGUUAAUUGAUGAUCUGUCAUUUUUAUUCAGACUUCAAGUUUCUAAGAAAAUUCCAAUUGUACUUGAUGAUUAAAAACUAAAAACAUCUCUGUAUCAAUUUGCUGAAUGUGAUGUGAGCCAUUUGAAUUUGGAGAGCACUCUAUAUACCAGCUGAGAUUAAGUCAGAUUUCCAUCCGCAAAUUAAAAUAAAGAAUGGAAAUAAUUAGGACAGUUACCUUCCCUCAAAUGUCAAGUGACGUUAUAACUAUGUAUUUAGUCAAAGACCUAAUUCAAGUGCUUUAAAGUGCUCUUGUAUAAAAAGGCCAUGAUAAAUAUUCAAUUAAAAAUAUCUAAUUUGGGCAAAUUUCUUCAAUAACCUAUUUAACUUUGAAAUAUAUAUAGACUUACAUUUAUACUGGAAGUUUUAAGUUAUAAGGAAUUUAAGCCCUUUAGAAACUUUUUGUUAUGAGAUAAUUUUAGACUUACAAAACCACAUGAGUAGUAUAAAGUUCCCUUCACCUAGCUUCCCUUAAUGUUAACAUCUUACAUAACCGUUGCCAGUUAUCAAAAUUAAGAAAUUAACCUUGGUACAAUUCUAUUAACUAAACUACAGACUUUACUUAGGUUUCGCCACUUUUUUCCUUAGUGUCCUUUUUCUUUUCAAGGAUCCAGUGCAAAAUCCUACAACACAUUUAAUUAUGUCUCCUUAGUUUCUACCAUCCAUGAUAGUUUCUUAACCUUUCCUUGUCUUUCAUGACCUCAAGACUUUUGAAGAGUACUAGUCAGUUAUUUGUAAAAAUGUUCCUCAACUUUUUUCAGUUUUAUUGAGAUAUAAUUGACAUAUAGUACUGUAUAUGUUCAAGGCAUACAGGAUAAUGACUUGAUUUACAUGUAUUGUGAAAUGAUUACCAUAAUAAGUUUAGUUAACAAACAUGUCCCUCAAUUUGAGAUUGUCUUUGUCUUCUGUAGAUUAUUUUCCUUUUAAUUUUUUUAAUGUUUAUUAUUUAUUUUUGAGAGAGAGACAGAGUGUGAGUGGGGGAGGGGCAGACACAGAAGGAGACACAGAAUCCGAAGCAGGCUCCAGACUCUGAGCUGUCAGCGCAGAGCCCGAUGCAGGGCUUGAACCCAUGAACCAUGAGAUCAUGAGAUCAUGACCUGAGCCAAAGUCGGACACUCAACCAACUAAGCCACCCAGGCACCCCAUAGAUUAUUGAUGCUAUGCAUUAUUGGGAAGAAUGCUGCAGAAAUGAUAUUGUAUCCUUCUCAGUACAUCAUUAUCAGGGGGUACAUGAUGUCAAUGUGUCCUAUUGACUGGUGACAUUAAUCUUUUAAAACAAUUGUGGUUAAAAAUAACACAAAAUUUACCAUGUUAAAGAUUUUUAAGUGUACAGUUCAGUAGUGUUAAGGUGAUGUUAAUCUCCAACACUUGCUUAAUAUAAUAUCUGUCAAGUUUCUCCACUGUAAAGUUACUAUUUCUCUCUUUGUAAUUAAUAAAUACUUGGAGAGAGAUGCUUUGAAACUAUACAAAUAUCAUGUUUCUGCUUAAACUUUUGCCCAUUAAUUUUUGUAUCCAUUGCUGGAUAUUUCCUAUGGCAAUUAACACUGGCAUUUGGAUGGUAAUUUUCUAUUUCCCUGAUUCCUUUUACACUAAUUAAUUGAAAUUCUCCUAUAAGGAAAUCUUGUCAUUUCUACUCUAUUUACUUAUUAUGUAGUCAUUUCUUUAUGUAUAGUCUCAUGGAUAUUUACCUUUUUAUUUGGGUUAUAAUUCAAUGUUAUUAUUAUUUAUUUUGUUGUUCAGGAAGUCUUUUUAUCUGGGAUGAAAAGCAGAUUUAUAAGACUGGAAUUAUCCACAUAGAACACAUUUGGCCAAAAUAAGUAUUUCUUUGUAACUCUAUAUUCUGUAUGAUCUUAAACAAGUAUAAGUUUCUUAAAUCUUGUUAAAGUUUCUUCAUAAUGAUGUUUUAACUUCAAAUAAAAAUUAUAUUAAUUUGAUUUAAAAUUUCCUUUACAGUUAUAAAACUUCUAAAUAAACAGUAAACUAUGAAAACUUUAAAUUUUAUUAUGUGGGCAUGUUUAUAUAUUUAUAAGCUAUGUUUAAUAGAGUUGUCAGUUAAGACAUAGAUUUAUAUGCUGAAAUUAGACAUACAGAUAUACAAGAAAUGGAAUUGGUCUGUCUGGUUCUAUUUAAUUCUCCUAAAAAUAAGUAAAUAUAUUGCUUUCUCUGCAAUGUCUCUGUAUUUUGCUGUUGUUGGUUUCUUUUUUUAAUGUUUUUUAAAUUUAUUUUUGAGAGAGAGAGCAUGAGAAGGGGAGGGGCAGAGAGAGAGAGAGGGAGACAGAGGAUCUGAAGUGGGCUCUGCUCUGACAGCAGUGAGCCCUAUGUGGAGCUCGAACUCAGAAACUGCGAGAUCAUGACCUGAGCUGAAGUCAGACACUCAACCAGUGAGGCACCCAAGUGCCCAUGUUGGUUUCUAUUUAAAGAUGAAUUUGUCUCCUUUGUGGAAGCAGAACUCAUCCAUGUAAGUCUCCUAUAUAAAGGCCUAUUGUCUGUACAGUUGAAUAUCAUUAAAG
Messenger RNA from Acinonyx jubatus (cheetah), 7320 nucleotides. RefSeq names its product protocadherin beta 1 (gene PCDHB1). Gene Ontology annotation, biological process: homophilic cell-cell adhesion. Gene Ontology annotation, molecular function: calcium ion binding. Bases 136 to 2592 code for a protein of 818 amino acids. The transcript has a single exon. The record is from RefSeq and is a predicted model, not a curated record. NCBI's taxonomy places the organism in Eukaryota, Metazoa, Chordata, Mammalia, Carnivora, Felidae. Gene Ontology annotation, cellular component: plasma membrane.